AUCAAGAAUGGAGAUGCUCCAGGGACUGCUGCUGGGACUGCUGCUGAGCACAAGUGGGGUAUGGGCCUCCAGGGGACCGCUGCGGCCCUACUGUAGGCCUAUCAACGCCACCCUGGCUGCAGAGAAGGAGGCCUGCCCCAUCUGUGUCACCUUCACCACCAGCAUCUGUGCUGGCUACUGCCCCAGCAUGAUGCGGGUGCUGACGACAGCCCGGCGGCCCGUGCCCCAGUUGGUAUGCACCUAUGACGAGCUGCGGUUCGCCUCCAUCCGGCUCCCUGGCUGCCCACCUGGUGUGGACCCUGUGGUCUCCUUCCCCGUGGCACUCAGCUGCCACUGUGGGACCUGUCGCCUCAGCAACUCUGACUGCGGGGGUCUCCGGGGCCAGCCCUCGGCCUGUGAGCUCCCCCACCUCCCGGGCUUCUUCUUUCUGUAAGGACCCGUGAAGCCUUCCCAAUAAAGGCUUCCCAACCCGCA
Cavia porcellus (domestic guinea pig) is the source of this 474-nucleotide messenger RNA. RefSeq names its product luteinizing hormone subunit beta (gene Lhb). Gene Ontology annotation, biological process: G protein-coupled receptor signaling pathway. Gene Ontology annotation, cellular component: extracellular region; cytoplasm. The record is from RefSeq and is marked provisional. Lineage: Eukaryota; Metazoa; Chordata; Mammalia; Rodentia; Caviidae. The transcript has 3 exons. The coding region runs from base 8 to 433 and encodes 141 amino acids. Gene Ontology annotation, molecular function: hormone activity.